Electrophorus electricus (electric eel) is the source of this 891-nucleotide messenger RNA. RefSeq names its product S100 calcium binding protein V1 (gene s100v1). Gene Ontology annotation, molecular function: calcium-dependent protein binding; calcium ion binding. The record is from RefSeq and is a predicted model, not a curated record. Gene Ontology annotation, cellular component: perinuclear region of cytoplasm. Lineage: Eukaryota; Metazoa; Chordata; Actinopteri; Gymnotiformes; Gymnotidae.
GUUGGGUGGUGAUAAAAUACUAUCACUAUACUUCACCUACGUAGUUUCCUCGAAAUCCGGAGGCUAAAACGGACGAUAUGGCCACACAGUACACAGAUCUAGAAUUAGCCAUCAACAUGCUGGUGACACAGUUCCAUGCAGCGUCUGCUAAUGAGGGUCCCACUUUGACAGCGGAAGAGUUCCAAAGUAUGGUCUCCAAAGAGCUGCCUACUAUGGUGAAGACUCCUGGGGAUCCGGAGGGUUUAAACCAGCUUCUGAAAGACAUGGAUGUGACGGAAGGGCAGGGAGUCACCUUUAAGGACUUUUGGAAGCUGGUAAAUUCCCUGGCAAGCACCCAGUUUGGGCUGUUUCAGAAAGACAAAAAUGUAAAGUGUACUUGCCUGUUACUUUGAGACCAAGGCAAGCAAAUAGCCCAACCAAUCAAACUACUCAAAUAAGCCCCUCCCAGUGCCUGUACUCUUGUGGAAAAUCAGCAGGCUCUCAAUCAGGCACCUUGUUCUCAUGUUAUCACAUUUCCUAGGUGACCCCCGCUUGUAACUUGAAAGGUUAAACAAUGAUAGUGUAGUAACUUAGAUGUACACAUGGGCUAGACUAAUGUUAUGAGAAGAAGCAGCCUUUCUUAUUUGUUGAUGUGCUCUGGUGCUGCAGGUAUUUGAUUUGACAUUUUUCAAUCAGCCUGCCUUUUGCAAUAUUUUUGUAUAAUAAUGAUAAUUGCAAUAGAGACUGAAGCAUUAUCAUGAUGUGUAGUGUGGUUUCUGUUGUUUCAAGACAAUUUUUUGAUGUUUCUCUGUAGCACACAAUAUAUUUUCUUGUGCAGUGGGAAAAGUUAGACUGAAAUUUCUCAGUGUAAAUGAAGAUGUGACAUAAUAAACAUGUAAUUGUAUUUUGGCA